GAUUUUAUGUGUUUAUUUCCGACAUACGUCAUUACAUCUUUUAUUGUGCUGCUGCAAGUUCGCAUCGCAGGCAUAGCCAUGCUUCAUUGUUUUAUUUGGUAGCGUUUGGAUUUUAUUCUCACUGGCGUGCGGGGGGAACUGAGCUAUCAUUAGGCCGUCUCUGCAGAAUGGACAAAGCCCUUCUCCCUGGCCCCAGCGACAUCGUGAUGACCACGCCGGCCAGCUCCUUCCAGCCUCAGCCCGUCACCCCCCCUCGCCCCGGACACUCGCUCAAGCCCAACCAGGUGGGCCAGGUCAUCCUGUACGGGGUGCCCAUCGUGUCGCUGGUGAUCGACGGCCAGGAGCGCCUCUGCCUGGCGCAGAUCUCCAACACCCUGCUCAAGAACUACAGCUACAACGAGAUCCACAACCGGCGGGUGGCGCUGGGCAUCACGUGCGUGCAGUGCACCCCGGUGCAGCUGGAGAUCCUGCGCCGGGCGGGCGCCAUGCCCAUCUCCUCCCGCCGCUGUGGCAUGAUCACCAAGCGCGAGGCCGAACGCCUCUGCAAGUCCUUCCUGGGCGAGAACGCGCCGCCCAAGCUGCCCGACAACUUCGCCUUCGACGUGUCGCACGAGUGCGCCUGGGGCUGCCGCGGCAACUUCAUCCCCGCCCGCUACAACAGCUCGCGCGCCAAGUGCAUCAAGUGCUCCUACUGCAACAUGUACUUCUCCCCCAACAAGUUCAUCUUCCACUCGCACCGCACGCCCGAGGCCAAGUACACCCAGCCCGACGCCGCCAACUUCAACUCCUGGCGCCGGCACCUGAAGCUGUCCGACAAGACCCCGCCGGACGACCUGGCCUUCGCCUGGGAGGACGUGAAGGCCAUGUUCAACGGGGGCAGCCGCAAGCGCGCCCUGCCGUCUGGCCACUGCUCGGCGCUGGGAGCCGGCAAGGCCAGCUCCGUCCUGCCCCACAUGCUCUCCGCCGACCCGGGCCAGAAGAGGGGCCGCUUUGAGGAGGACGACGACAUGGACGGCGGCAGCUUGUCGCCCGGUAAGAACGCGCGCAGCUACCCGGUCAUCCCCGUGCCCAGCAAGAGCUUCAGCAUGCUGCAGAAGUUCCCCACGGCCUCGCUGUUCCCCAGCCCCUACACCUUCCCCGCCUUCAGCCUCUGUCCGCAGAAGAAGGACGACGGCGAGGCGCCGGGCGCGCAGAAGAGUGCCGGGCUGUCCGGCCUCCUGUGGCCCGGCCGAAAAGACGCCUUCUACCCCCCCUUCUGCAUGUUCUGGCCCCCCAGGGCCGCCGGCGGCCUGCCCGUCCCCACCUACCUCCAGCCGCAGCCCAACACGCUCACCUCCCUCGCCGAGAGCCCCGGACUGCGCCAGGCCUUCCUGGACCUGUCGGAGCAGGGCGAGGUGGGGCCCAGCCUGAACGCGGCCCCCCGGUCGGGGCUGUUCGAGGGCGACUGCACCCCCCUGGGCCCCAGCGUGCAGCCGGCCUCGGACAGCUGGCUGAAGCUGCUGGACGCCCCCUCUCUGCAGGCCAGGAAGGCCAGCUACCAUUCGGCCUUCCGGCCGGUGGUGAAGGACGCGGAAAGCAUCGCCAAGCUGCACGGCGGUCUGGAGGACCUGGGCCCGGACCGGCACCCCUCCCCCGGCACCAGCUGCAGCUACCCCAGCGAGAGCGGCGACAGCGAGGAGGAGCAGGAGGUGGACGUGGAGACCAAGCAGGACGAGGAGGAGGACGGCAGCUUCGGGGGCCGGCCGCAGGAGGACCGCUCCCUGCACCUCCAGGGACUGCGCGGGACGGACGAGCGGGAGCGGGGCCUCUUUCCCAGCGCCUCCCCGGGAAGCGUGCCGGAGAAAGCGGGCCAGACUGCGGCUCCAGCUGCCGUGCGGAAAGACCCCAGCCCCAUUCCCGCUCUGCUGGAGGACGCGGCCUACAAACAUGCUCAGAAACCCCAGGCCGAUGGACAGACAGCGUUCACAUCCAAAGAAAAUUGCAGCUUUCCAGAUGAAAACAAAGAGGAGAGAAACUUCUUUGUCUCCGACAGGGACCCCUCAGGCCCAGAGUACUGGAGAGAGACUGGCGUUGAUCAGUGUCAAGAAGCACGUUCACCUGCGCCCCUUAAGAAAGAUGUUGAAUGCAUGGAGAAAGAAGAACUUCAGAAGGUUCUCCUGGAGCAGAUUGACUUGCGGAGGAGGCUGGAGCAGGAGUUUCAUGCACUUAAGGGAAACUCCACCUUUCCUGUGUUUCAUAACUUCCAAGACCAGAUGAAAAGAGAGCUGGCGUACAGGGAAGAGAUGGUACAGCAGCUACAGAUGAUUCCCUAUGCAAAUAUCCUCCGAAAAGAGAAACUUGGUACAAAUUUCAACAAGACCUAAAAGGACGCCAGGCCAAAAACACCAAAUGACUGCAAAAAAGAAAAAGAAAAAAGAAACAAAAACUGUCUCGACCCAGAGUUUUGUGAAUAACUGGGACACUAAGCAUCUGAAGAAAAAUGAAGAUUUGCAACAACAGCGAUCUUGACCUGGUUUCUCCCGAAUCUGGGAUUCUUCUUUGCGUAAGGACAUGACUAAGAGGGACAGACCUGGCCAAGGUGGUCAGAGCACAGACAAUGGUCACAUACUCUCCGCACCAACCUCCUGGAUGCCCUGUCCCUCAAACCAAGAGACAGGAGGGACUCUGAUCCACUUUUCUGCAACCAAACAGACCCAACUUAUUUUCCUUAAACUUCUCUCUGUACACUGAUCAAUUUUCUCUUUUUAUUGUAUAUUGAAACUAACUCUCCAAAA
This is a messenger RNA of Conger conger (European conger), 2774 nucleotides long. RefSeq names its product SKI family transcriptional corepressor 2 (gene skor2). The coding region runs from base 168 to 2363 and encodes 731 amino acids. Gene Ontology annotation, cellular component: nucleus; transcription regulator complex. Gene Ontology annotation, biological process: negative regulation of transcription by RNA polymerase II; negative regulation of BMP signaling pathway. The transcript is spliced from 9 exons. The record is from RefSeq and is a predicted model, not a curated record. NCBI's taxonomy places the organism in Eukaryota, Metazoa, Chordata, Actinopteri, Anguilliformes, Congridae. Gene Ontology annotation, molecular function: DNA-binding transcription factor activity, RNA polymerase II-specific; RNA polymerase II cis-regulatory region sequence-specific DNA binding; SMAD binding.